Messenger RNA from Mugil cephalus (flathead mullet), 3330 nucleotides. RefSeq names its product DBF4 zinc finger B (gene dbf4b). The record is from RefSeq and is a predicted model, not a curated record. The transcript has 12 exons. The coding region runs from base 188 to 2515 and encodes 775 amino acids. Gene Ontology annotation, molecular function: nucleic acid binding; protein serine/threonine kinase activator activity; zinc ion binding. Gene Ontology annotation, cellular component: Dbf4-dependent protein kinase complex; nucleus. Lineage: Eukaryota; Metazoa; Chordata; Actinopteri; Mugiliformes; Mugilidae. Gene Ontology annotation, biological process: positive regulation of nuclear cell cycle DNA replication; regulation of cell cycle phase transition.
AUGUAAGAAGCAUCUGAAGGCAUCGUUCACGCGGAUGUGACGUCGACCCCGUGCUUUUGAAAAAGCGGCGGUUUGCAGCUCCACCAUUUUUCUAUAAAACGAUACUAACUACUAUUUUAUCGCAACCAACCACCACGAAAACAAAAACGAUCCUGGAACCUGUAGGAUCCUUUACUGCACCAGGAUCAUGCAGUCGCAGCAGUAUUCAAAGGAGCGGGGGCUCCUGGGCAAACUGCAUCCGAGUGAGAAGAAACUGGAGGGUAAGACCUUCUACCUGGACAACGUGAAGAAACGCUGCACAACUUUGCUUUUGGAGGCCAUAUCUCUACUAGGAGGGCGAGUUGAAAGUUUUCUGCACAAAGACGUAAACUUUGUCGUGACUGGAAACCAAGAGGGUCUGAAUCAGGAGAAGAAGAGUUUAGAGGCCAACGAAGGAGCAAAGAGGACGAGUGACGGAGCCCAGCAUCUGACGAAAGAACGGGAGAGCGAUAAACCGCGACCAGGGACUCCUAGACCAAUGGUUUGUGGAAGUCGAGGGAAGGCUCUGCUCGAAAAAGCCAUUCGCAACAAUGAGCGACUGAAGGGGAGCAGCGUUUUGUCCAACGCUCGUUCCUGGGGGGUGAAGAUUCUGUAUGUGGAGGAUGUCCUCUUGUAUCUGAAGCAGCUGACUCGAGAGAGUUUCACCACCAAACGCAAGAGGCCGGAGAAGGUUUACACCAAACAACAACAAGGGUCUCCUGCUGUCAAAGCUGUAGCUUUGAGAUCUCCCUACCUUAAAAUUGAAGACUUGAGCAGGAAGUAUAAACCUCUGCAUAUGCAGUCGAUGACCUUCCCCGCUCUGUGCUACUCCGGCCGAUUCAGUCCCUUCGAGUCUCCUCCUCCUCUGUUUGACAAACAAGAAAAGGAAACGAGGGAGAAGAAAGCUGAAGGCAGCGUUCAGGAUAAAUCCCAAACCCCGCUCAGCUAUAACCCGUCGCCUUGGAGGCCGCGCAAAAAGGACCUGUCGUACUGUGAAUGUUGUCAUCAGCCCUUCGCCAGCCUGGAAGAGCACUUGCAGUCUGACCGGCACCGUGCGUUUGUGUUGGAUCCUACGAACUUCAGUAUGAUCGAUCAACUUGUGGCUGAAAUGCUGCCGGGAUUCAACCCUAAUCCAUCUCAACAAUCAGAAGAAACCCUGAACAGGCCGCCGACUCCUGUACUUGUCCAUGACGUCUGUGAACUGGAGCCUCUUACCGAUGUGGAGACGGAGCAUGCAGUUCAGGCCUUGCAGAGACAUUGUUCGUCCUUCAGUCCUCUUCCCUUCGGUGCCGUCAGUCCGUCACAAGGAGCUAAAACCGCCGUCCCGAAUCCUGACACGCUACCUGCUGAUAUUCAGCCUCCAGGGGAAGACUGCAAGUCUCCCGAUAUCCUGCCUCGUGCUUCAAGCCCGGUCAUGCCUGUACUGGUUUCGCUCAACGAACAGCCGGAGAAUGAAGAUCUACCCCCCAGCCUGCGGCCUGCGUCUCCCCUCCCCAAACUUUGGUCCCUACCUCCGGUCCUCAGCCCACAAGUCCCCUACUCCUCUUACGUUAUAGACCCUUACUCGGAUCCUCCUGUCCUCAGUCCUCAGAAGUGCCCCACAGAGGCGGGAGUGGAGCAACCGCCGUGUGAAAUGAGCGCUGCUGAAUACGUGUCGGAACUGAUCUCAAACAUAACAUUUCCUCUUACAGACGCUGAAGCAUCAAACCAAGGAGGUGGUUUUGGAUUUAAUGAACUAUGUUGCAAAAGAGGUUUGGAGUGCACUAUGCUGUCGUCACGAAGGUCUCGUUCUCUCCCUCGAGAGUCGGCUUUGGCAACGAAUCCCAAAAAGCGCUGUCGGUCAGUGAGCCCUGAACCCAGCUGCAGGAAACGGAGGCGGAGAUGCAGCGGAGGCUGGAAAGGACAAAGUUUAGAAUCUGUAAAACCUCAAAGAGUGGCAAAAGUUGAAAGUUGUUUAUUAUUUGACAAGUCCUUGCACCAUACGGAGACUUGUCCGCCUACUACGUGCACUGUUAUUAGUUCAAAGCAGACUUUUAGCUUGUUUUGUUUUCCUACUCCACCGAGUUUCAUUCAGGCACCAAAUCAAAUUGUUGCAAAAACAAGAGACUCCUCUCCCGCACUUGAUAAAUCUCACAGUCAAGAGUCAAGUCAGCGCUCACAGUCCCUCUCCACCUCGGUCUGCAUCGAGUCGGCCCUCAUCCCGGACCUGGCCGCCCUCUGUCCGUCGUCGUCGGAGUCCGACUGGGACCACGACCUGCUGACGCGGCUCGGCCCGACCACGGGUCCGCCCGCGAAGACGACUCCCGCCGAGCAGAACGGCGACCUGGACAAAGAGCUGCUCCACAGGCCGUGCCCCUGGAUGCACGACUCCAGCUACGAGUCGCACCUGUACACCGUCCUCCAGCCGUCGGCGCAGGCCGCCUCUCUGUGCGGGGAGGAAAUGGACUCGGCAGCGUUCUCCAGGACUAUGGUGCAGAUUGUAGAGGUUCAGCACUGACGGCUACUUCCUCAACUUUUGUUUUUGUUUUUUUGUUUUUAAGGAUCCUCUGACCUGGAAGCUGUGAAAGUCAACACAACAGACACUUAAGCUAAUCUAAAUAAGUCAAGCUAACACUGAAUAAAUAUCAUGCAGAUUAUAAUUUAUUGUUCAGCUGUUUUUAGAGAUUUUUAUUUUCCUUUCCUAUGAUUUCAGAGCGACUGGAGGAUCUUAUUUUUUUUUAACCUCUCGUCCUCUUGCCACCGACCACUAAACAAUAUCCUAUAUAUCGUGCUGACCUUAUGGCUGUCAUUCAGCAGCUCAGUCCGGAAACAUGUGGUGGUGCCGAGAAUUUAAUGAGGCUUUUUCUGAAAGCGGAGGGGUGGGGGUGGGGGGGCAUUACUCAAUUACAGUAAGUGCUGCACCUGGAUCAGAUCCCACGUGUGUCAAAGAGUUGACGGUCAAGCAGGCGAAGCGUUCGCAGACCCAGAGGACUGACAACCUGUGAGAUAAAUGGUCUGAUUAAUGUCAUAUACGUCCUCCUGCCGUGUGAAGGUGGGACAUUGUCAAGAGGGGACAUGGCUUCACAGUAGCGCCCUGCAUCACCAGGGUUUUUUUUUUUUUUUAUUAUUAUCUCUCUACUUGACAGGGCUGAGGUCAUCCACCAUUAAUGGCUCUUUAUUGCUCGCAGCAGAACGUUUCAUCAGGUUGUCCAGAAACUGUCGCACUUCAUAUUAAACACGUUACAUGGACGCAGGAAACCGAGAACCCGUCGUUGUCAAAGUGUAAAUUCAAACUCUGUACAGUGUUUUGAAAUAAAUGCUUUCGUGCACAAA